UAGAAAAAGAGAGAGUCGACAGCUCACCUACAGCCUCGCUGCCAGUUACAACCCCUUAAGACUCGCAUACUCAAACAUUCGACCUGCGACGCUUCACCUGCUCUUCUUUCUCUUCGCCUCUCCUUACUUAGCCUCGUUUCUUCUCUGCUUUCUCUCUCUCUCUCUCUCUCUUGGCUAUUAUCAACGGCGUCUGUUUAACCCUCGCUGCGAGCUCUUCAAACCAGUCGAUGGUCAAACGUCCGUCGUCAAAGAGACCUCAAAACUCGCGAGGCUCCGAGUGACCUCGUCCCGGGGUACAAGACCUCAUCGAUCUCUCGUCUUCCUCUCUACGUACUUCGAUAAAGAAAAAAACACGUAAAACUGUACUAAGCCCGAAAGUGCGCGUUCUGACUCAUGAAACUUGAACGACGCUCCGCAAACGACUCCCGUGAAAAUCAAUGAUCAGCUGUUCAACCGAACAGACGCCGCCGGGAACAUGUGCGAGAUGACAGCGAACCGAGUCCCAGCUGAGACUCCUCCGGCAAAAUAUCUUCGAGAUUAACCUUCUCUCCUUCUCCCUCUUCGGCUCUACGAGCCAUCGGUGCUCUCUCGAAGCACGAGAAACAUGCGAAACUCUCUUGUCGCUCAUUGAUGAGACGCUCGGGCGCGAAAAAAGCCGGAAAACUCAUUAGAGCCUCGGCGCGAUACACCCCCGAAAAUCGGUCUCUCCUUCAGUGAAAUGUCGUUCUUUGGCUGGGGAAAGCACGCCGGGGAUGGUGCUCCUGAUCAUCAUCAACAACAUCCGGGGAGGAACCUCCAGGAUGGACUUUUCCAAAUCGCUUCGCAAGCCUGUCACAUCCUUGUCCAGGUCAACAACACCCACAACGUUUCUUACGGGGGAAGCAACACCGUGACGAACGUCGCUUACUCAAAAUACACCGGAGCAGGUGAAUCAACCCACAUCGCGUCGUCCUCGGGCUCAACGAACCAAAGAGGCCCUUCUUCCUCCAGCUCGAGGUCAUACUCUUCUAAUCACCCCGGAACCAGUUCGCAGAGGAAGGAUCAAGACGUGCUGGUCCUUUUACCGACCCACAGAAAAAGCAGGACACCGCGAAUCCGCCACAAAUUAUCGACCGUAUCUGAAAAUGCGAGACUCGAUGUCAGUUCGCCGCCGGGCGGAGACGACGAUCUGGAGCUGUGGGACCAAUCUGGGUUCAUGCUGAGGAGCGACACCGACGAUCCCCUCACUCACUCAAAAUGGGGGGCGCAGAACUGGUGCCGACCUAGCUGCAUACCGAUUUCGAUAAUCCUAAUUCUGAUCGUCCUGGUAGUUUUGCUACCACUCUUGGAUCAUGCCGCUGAUAAGCACGCUUCGAAUUCCACGUUAUUCGGCAACGAAAGCGACUACACGUGCAUGGAAAACUGUCGUAUAUCUUUGGUCGAAUCGAUACCGAUAGGUAUGCGUUAUUCGAACAAUACGAUCCUCCAUAACAGCACGUAUCAAGCAUGGAUGGACCUCGUUUCAUCGGCCCAGCACACUAUCGAAAUUGCUUCGCUUUAUUGGACUAUGAAACGGGCGGAUGUUUAUCCCGACGACAGCGCCAAAGAAGGCGAAGAUGUUUUCGAAGCCCUUCUCGAAGCGGGUCGGGACCGAAACGUGGCUAUAAAAAUCGCACAAAAUAUUCCAUCGCAAUUGAGUCCGAAUUUGGACACGGAAUACCUCGCUAAAAAAGCGAAAGCUCAGGUGUUGAGCUUAAAUUUUGCUGCACUUCUCGGGGGUGGUGUGCUUCAUACGAAGCUUUGGUUAAUCGAUCGAACCCACGUUUACGUCGGUUCGGCGAAUAUGGAUUGGAGAUCAUUGACCCAGGUCAAGGAGCUCGGUAUUUUGGCGAUCAAUUGUUCUUGCUUCGCGAACGAUCUCGCUAAAAUAUUCGAGGUUUAUUGGCAACUCGGCAAUGAGGGAAGAAUUCCAUCGACGUGGCCUGACACUAUGGCCACCAAAAUAAAUCUCGACAAUCCUAUGAAUUUUACUCUUGACAAUAACAAUUACAAAAGUUUCGUUGCGAGUUCGCCACCUCCCCUCUCACCUCCGGGCAGGACUAACGAUCUCGAUGCAAUAAUCCAUUGCAUAGAAAAAGCCGAAAAAUUUGUUUACAUAUCGGUCAUGGAUUAUUUUCCCCUGACUAUUUACACGGCUAAAGUAAAAUAUUGGCCGAUAAUUGACAACGCCCUGAGAUCGGCGGCUAUAGAUCGUAAAAUAACAAUUAGGCUGUUGAUAUCCUGGUGGAAGCAUUCGAGACCCUCGGAGGAUUAUUUUCUUCGAUCUCUCGUCGACUUAACGACCAGUUACAAAAACGUCAAAAUUGAAGUUAAACGAUUCAUCGUACCCACCAAUCCGGAUCUCGAUAAAAUACCAUUCUCCCGUGUUAAUCACAACAAAUACAUGGUCACCGACGUCGCAGCUUACAUCGGUACGAGCAAUUGGUCCGGAGAUUAUUUUAUCAAUACUGCAGGAAUCGGAAUGGUUUUCGAAGAUGUCGGUCACAAAAAUGUCAACAGCAUAAGGAAACAGCUCGAGGACAUUUUCAAUCGAGAUUGGAAUUCGGCUUACGCGCAUUCCCUCGAAACGCCGUGUCCCAUGAAGGAAUCACUGACAAGAGCAACGCCCCGAAGUGAUUUUAUGCUGCCACCAAAUUCUCACCAUGUACCUGCCUGAAAUCUGACCGGAAAAAAAAACAUUUCACGCGAUGUUCCGCUCCAACUGUUUGGGCGUUAUGGUAAUUGUCGUUUACCAACGUUUAUUAGGCCUAAUGUAAAUACCUUAAAGCAAAAAAGUCUCCCACUUGCUCUAAAAUCUUUAACAAUAAUAAUCGAUGAUCCUUGUCGAAAAAAAAAAUCCCAGUUGCGAAUAAACCAACGGCGAAAAUUCAUCGAAAUAUUUUUUAAUUCUUUUUUUACUCGAAACUGUUUUCAGUUGUAAAAAUCAUUGAUACACUACCGCGCGACGUGCCUUUUUUAUAAUUUAUCAAAAUUUCAUUAGCUUUUUUACUGGUUAAUGAAAAAAUGCUUUUCUCACUUCAGCAUUAUUGGAAAAAACAUUCGCCAUUUUUUAAAAACAUUCUUUUUAAGUACGAUUCCAAAGAAAUUUUCUCCCAGUUAAUUAGCUCGACGAAGCGUUAAGUUUUUUUUAAAUAUUCCAAAAAAAAUGCAUUUUCUCAUUCUAAAUUUCUUGAUAGUUAUUCGAAUCCAAUUCGUAGUUCAGUGUACGAUGCUACUACGGUGAAAUAUUUUUCGAAACUCCGAUAAAAAUGUUUAUCCUUAAAUAUAAAUAUUGUCUUCGCGCACCAAAUAACGUGCUUAUUAGUCUAUAAUUAGAUAAUCAUGGAAGAAUUAAUUGUUAUAAUUGUACGAUUGUUGAGAGGGGAAAAGAGAGUAGAAAAAAAUGCAUAAAACGAAAUGAAGAAUAAAGAAAAGAAACUCUGCUCGAA
Molecule: messenger RNA, 3467 nt
Organism: Venturia canescens
Lineage: Eukaryota; Metazoa; Arthropoda; Insecta; Hymenoptera; Ichneumonidae
Product: 5'-3' exonuclease PLD3-like
Exons: 10
Coding region: 719-2695 (658 amino acids)
Molecular function (GO): catalytic activity
Source: RefSeq, a predicted model, not a curated record